Cuscuta campestris is the source of this 922-nucleotide messenger RNA. Lineage: Eukaryota; Viridiplantae; Streptophyta; Magnoliopsida; Solanales; Convolvulaceae. The record is from the annotation of a GenBank genome assembly.
ACUAUUUUGGAAAUUUAUUCUUUAUUUAAAUAAUACUACAAAAAAUUACUCCAGGGUAUCAAAAUAAAACUUUCAGAGUACUUAUUAAAAAACUAUAUACUCCUUAUAAUUUUCUACAAAAAUAAAAAUAUUAUCCGAAGGGCAAUAUAAUCUCUCAUCUUCAAUAGUUCUAUGAUGAAGGGGGCAAAAAAUGGGAGACAGAAGAAACGAGGAAACAAAAAGGAAACGAACAGAAUGGCCAGCCAUUAAACCCAAGUCCAAUCUCCAGGUCUCUCGUCUCAAAGGGAACGAUCUCCUUACUGUGCAAAAUUACUUGACUUCUGCUGAAGCAAAAGCAUUCAUUGAAGCAGCAGAAUCAGUUGGGUUUGUUCACCAAGGGAGCCUUGGCCCAACAAUGGGUGAAGCCUAUAGAGAUAAUGAUCGUAUCUCUAUAAAUGACCCUGAUCUUGCUGGUGCAAUAUGGAAAGCAGGAAUUGACAAGCUCUUUUGUGAUAUUAGAAUUUGCGGCAGAGUUGCUGUUGGAUUAAACCCGAACAUCAGAUUUUACAGGUACAAGGCUGGCCAGCGUUUUGGACGUCAUAUUGAUGAAAGUGUUGAUCUUGGUGAAGGUCAAUUCACACACUAUACAUUGUUAGUGUAUCUAAGUGGAAGAGGCUUCAAAUCCAAAGCUAAGGUGGAUAAGAAUGCUCAGGAUUCUCCGACAGAGCCUCUUGUUGGAGGAGAGACUGUAUUUUAUGGUCCUAGAAAUUCUCUGGUCGCCGAGGUUCCUCCUUGUGAAGGAAUGGCUCUCUUUCAUAUCCAUGGGGAUAAAUGUAUGCUGCACAAAGCUCGGAAUGUCAGUAAGGGUGUCAAAUAUGUGUUGCGAACGGAUGUUGUGUUUGCUUGAUCCCAUGGGCAGAUUGAAUGAAUCCGAACUGUUUGU